GACCUCACGACGUCCUCGAUGAUUUUCUGGGGUAGAAACAAGCCGACGAGGAGGUCGUUCCAACAAAGAAGUUUGCAGGAAAAAGGUGGUCCCACUCAAGAACACCGUUUUAUGAAGCGAACGACCGAGCGCUUCUAUCUGUUUUUUUUUGUUGCCACGGUGUUGUUGCUUUACGCGCAAAAUGAAGCCAUCAACUUGUUGCAAUUUACUUGAAACGUUAUCAGAGCCAUAAGGGAGCAGUAUGCCGUUUUAUAAUCUGGAUUCAACUUCGGGAAAAUCCGAACCAAAAAAACUGAGACAACAGCUGAGAGUGGGGUGAGGAGGAGGUUGGCUUUGGCAAGUUGUGGACUUCUGCCUUGUAACUCCCGCUGUCGUAUGUUGCUAGCUAACUUGCUAAUUAGCUAACUUUGAUAUAAGAAUUGCCCCAUCUCAUCAGUCUACUACAGUGUGGUGAGGUCUGUUUUCUGAGUGGUCUGCUACAGUGAUUGGUUCAGUGGGCCACUGCAGCAUUUCCUCAAGAACAUUGGCUGCCUCCUGUGGCUUGAUGCUUUUCAGUGCUUGGAUGUUGCGUGGGCGAUGAGGAUGUCCUGCUGGUCCCAGUGGGACAGGAUUGUGAUGUGAUGGGGUGCAGGACGAGCAAGGUCCUCCCUGAGCCACCUGGAGAUGUCCAGCUAGACCUGGUCAAAAAGGUGGAUCCCCUCCAGACCGACAUCUACAAACAUUUUAUCCGAGGCGACGGCAGUGGGAGUAAAAUGAGAGGGGAGAAAACAGGCUCUCCCCUGCCUCAGGCAGCAUUCUCAGCCGCCCAGGCACCCACAAAUACAGGCCAACCAGAGGCCUCUGACCCACGCAGAAACAAGGUAGCCAAGUACAGAGCUAAGUUUGACCCACGGGUCACAGCCAAAUAUGACAUUAAGGCGCUGAUAGGCCGAGGUAGCUUCAGCCGGGUGGUGCGAGUGGAGCAUAAGAGCACGCGGCAGCCCUACGCCAUCAAGAUGAUAGAGACGCGCUACAGAGAGGGACGUGAGGUAUGUGAGUCAGAGCUGUGUGUCCUGCGGCGUGUACGCCACACCAACAUUAUCCAGCUGAUGGAGGUGUUUGAGACAGCUGAGCGAGUAUACAUGGUGAUGGAACUGGCUACAGGGGGAGAGCUUUUUGACCGUAUCAUCGCCCGUGGCUCUUUCACAGAGCGUGAUGCUACACGUGUCCUACAGAUGGUACUGGACGGGGUCAAGUAUCUACAUACACUUGGCAUCACCCACCGUGACCUCAAGCCUGAGAACCUGCUCUACUAUCAUCCCGGUGCAGACUCUAAGAUUAUGGUCACUGACUUUGGGCUGGCCAGCACUCGUAAGAAGGGUGAUGAGUGCUUGAUGAAGACUACUUGUGGGACACCAGAGUACAUUGCCCCAGAGAUCCUGGUACGAAAGCCAUACACCAAUGCUGUGGAUAUGUGGGCUCUAGGGGUCAUCUCCUACAUUCUGCUGAGUGGAACCAUGCCUUUUGAGGAUGACAACCGCAUGCGCCUCUACCGUCAGAUCCUCAAGGGGAAGUACAGCUUUUCUGGGGAGCCAUGGCCCAGUGUGUCCAACCUGGCAAAGGACUUCAUCGACCGUGUGCUGACUGUUGACUCCAGUGAGAGGUUAACAGCAGGCCAGGCUCUGAAGCACCCCUGGAUCGUCAGCAUGGCUGCAUCAUCCUCCAUGAAGAACCUGCAGCGCUCUAUCUCCCAAAACCUCCUGAAGAGGGCCUCAUCACGCUGUCACAGUACCAAGUCUGCCCAGUCCACACGCUCCAGCCGCUCCACCAAGUCCAACAAGGCUCGUCGUGCUCGGGAGAAAGAGCUGCGUGAGCUCAACCGCCGCUACCAACAACAAUACAAUGGCUGAGUAAUAGUUAUGUGGGUUGCAAUGUUGAAACUCAUAAUGUUGUGUGUCUCAUUGAGACCACAAGCAGGGACUUACCAGCAGCUGCCUGGAACAGUAAUUCAGCUCCUAGGCCAUAGUGCCACUGGGGCAGCAAGAAAAACAUCCUAAUAUUUCACCCUUUUUUCCUAGAUUCCUAUUCCCUAAUGUUUCUUUCCUGUCCUUGUGUGUCUCACAUUUAAUUUAUUGUUGAUUAUAUUGUUUCUGUGAAAAUGGUCACUUGAAGCUGCCCAUCUAAACGGAUCUGUUGAGCAACAUUCUAGGAAUUAAGUUUUAGGAAGGGGUGUUAAAAUGCUGUUCCUGCACUCGUUCUUGAUUAUUUGCUGUGAAUUCAUGGUACAAGAACAGUGGGUCACUUGCUUUGGUGGAGAUACACUACAUUACCAAAAGUAUGUGGACACCUGCUCGUCGAACAUCUCAUUCCAAAAUCAUGGGCAUUAAUAUGGAGUUGGUCCCCCUUUUCGGCUAUAAACUCUCUUCUGGGUAGGCUUUCCACUAGAUCCAUUCAGCUACAAGGGCAUUAGUGAGGUCGGGUACGGUCGGCGUUCCAAUUAAUCUGAAAGGUGUUCGAUGGGGUUGAGGUCAGGACUUUGUGCAAGCCAGUCAAAU
This is a messenger RNA of Oncorhynchus gorbuscha (pink salmon), 2534 nucleotides long. RefSeq names its product serine/threonine-protein kinase H1 homolog. Bases 621 to 1889 code for a protein of 422 amino acids. Lineage: Eukaryota; Metazoa; Chordata; Actinopteri; Salmoniformes; Salmonidae. Gene Ontology annotation, molecular function: ATP binding; protein kinase activity. Gene Ontology annotation, biological process: protein phosphorylation. The transcript has 3 exons. The record is from RefSeq and is a predicted model, not a curated record.